ACCACUCGUCGUCAACCUAGAAAAAACAAUGAAAAUGAAACGAAGGAAAAUCGAAAAGAAAUUAAAACAAAAAGGAUGCUAGGAUCUUCCAGCUACUACCCAAGAACUGUGUUGAUAUAAGUUAUUCCGCCAUUCCCUUUCUUUCUCCACCGAAUCAUAUAUAGCUUUUACCUGUAUUUCUGCGAGUACACGUGUUGAACAAAUCCCCGGAAAAUAUGCAGAUUCUUCACAUUCCAUGCCUGGAAGAUAACUACUCCUACAUGAUUAUUGAUGAGGCGACGAAAGAAGCAGCGGUGGUGGACCCUGUGGAGCCUCACAAGAUUCUCCGGGUAGCUCAAGAAAACGGGGUUGAUCUGAAGCUCGUCCUCACCACCCACCACCACUGGGAUCAUGCUGGUGGCAAUGACAAGAUUAAGCAGUUAGUGCCUCAGAUCAAGAUUUUUGGUGGUUCUGUUGAUAACGUACAAGGGUGUACUAACAAAGUCGAAAAUGGUGAUAAACUUUCUCUUGGGACUGGGAUUGAUAUAUUGUGUCUCCAUACACCAUGCCACACAAAGGGUCAUAUAAGUUACUAUGUUACGGGCAAAGAAGGAGAUGAUCCUGCAGUCUUUACUGGGGACACAUUGUUCGUUGCUGGCUGUGGGAAGUUUUUUGAAGGCACUGCAGAGCAGAUGUAUCAAUCUCUAUGUGUUACCCUUGGUUCUUUGCCGAAGCCAACUCGAGUGUACUGUGGUCAUGAGUAUACAGUGAAGAACUUGCAGUUUGCUUCGACUGUGGAGCCAGAUAAUGUGAGGAUAUCCCAAAAAUUAUCGUGGGCUGAGCAGAAGAGACAUACUGGUCUUCCAACCGUUCCAUCAACUAUCGAGGAAGAACUGGAGACUAACCCAUUCAUGCGCGUCGAUCUACCUGAGGUUCAGGAGAAGGUCGGCUGCAGGUCCCCAGUCGAAGCCCUGCGGGAAAUAAGACAGCGAAAGGAUAACUGGAGAGGAUGAACUAUGUAGUCUUGAUGAAUGCAGUUUUCUGUUGUUUCAGCUCCUCUCAUCAUCAGCAGGUCCAUAAUAAUAUUGUAUGAAUGCUAUUUCGUCUUUGUCGUUGGUUUGUGGUAAUACAAAGUCACAAAGACGCAAACACACUCCAUCUAUCUGAUUCUUCUCUUGAAUUCAACUAAGUUUGCUACCUAAUUUGCCUUAAA
This is a messenger RNA of Sesamum indicum (sesame), 1192 nucleotides long. RefSeq names its product Metallo-hydrolase/oxidoreductase superfamily protein (gene GLY2). The record is from RefSeq and is a predicted model, not a curated record. Gene Ontology annotation, molecular function: hydroxyacylglutathione hydrolase activity. NCBI's taxonomy places the organism in Eukaryota, Viridiplantae, Streptophyta, Magnoliopsida, Lamiales, Pedaliaceae.